Lindgomyces ingoldianus is the source of this 621-nucleotide messenger RNA. RefSeq lists its product as uncharacterized. The transcript has 4 exons. The record is from RefSeq and is a predicted model, not a curated record. Bases 1 to 621 code for a protein of 206 amino acids. Lineage: Eukaryota; Fungi; Ascomycota; Dothideomycetes; Pleosporales; Lindgomycetaceae.
AUGUUCUUCCGCCAGACACAACCAACACCUGGAACCGCGGCUUCGAGCUCCUGUGCUCUCAAUUACUCGAAGCUGGCUCCCACCGUGAACUCAAGAAGGCUUCUACCUCGGAAAUGUGAUUCCGACCUCGCACCCAAACUAUGCCAAAAACCCAACUUCGGGCCUAAUAUCGGGCCGAAUCCGACCUCCCUAUCUGAUAUUGAUGACUUCAGGACCACCGCUGAAAUACUACAACCACGUUGUCCCGCUUACGAAGAAUAUCCUAAAAGUCCUCGCGCAGUCGCUGGAUCAAUAAGAGGGGUGGUUCGACAAGUUUGUGGACGGGCAAUGGCUAAAAUGCGGCUGUUACAUUAUUUUCCGCGGGCGUCGCAUAGUCCGCAGAAGAUAUAUUUCAAUUCUGAGGUAUCGCACCCCGGUGUCCUUUCUAAGAAUCCGGAUUGUGUGAUUAGUCGAGCAGACCGCAUUGGGAGUUAUGCAGAUAUCUAUGGGAGGGCAGAGAAAUUUAAGGACGAGGAUGGGGAGAAGGGAAAUAGGAAGGGGAUUGUGGUUGGGUUGGAAAUGGGGGUGAAGGUGGUUAUAAGGGUUAUAACAGCAGGAUCCACGGUGAAUCUAAGUGCAUAG